AUGGAAGGAAACAUGAACUUGUGGGUUGUAGUCUUAACAUGGUUUUGCUGGACUGCUGUAUUUGGAUGGGCUAGAGAUUGCCCCCUAACAUCAAAUCAACAACACACAACACUUGGGUAUCCAGCAAUAAGCUUCGACACUGAAUCAGCAACUCCAAAAACCUACUCCCAGUUCUUGACGAAUCUCCGAACUGAAUUAAAAAGUGGAGCUGAGAUCUAUUCGAUCCCAUUGCUGCGUCAACAAUCCAAAGUUCUCAGUUCCCAGAGAUUUGUUCUGGUGACUCUUUCAAAUUCCAGGAGUUCUGCCAUCUUAGCAAUAGACGUGGUGAAUGUUUACUUGGUGGCUUAUCAAGUUGGAACUAGUUCAUACUUCUUUAACGAUACUUCUGAUUCUGCAUUUUCUGAUCUUUUCAAGGGCACAACCAAAACCAGGUUUAGAUUCAGUGGUGGGUAUCCUGAUCUCAAAAACUUAGGUGCCGACAGAGAGAAUGUCGACUUGGGAAUCUAUCCACUAGACAAUGCUAUAUACGCACUCAACAGAGAUAGCUCAAUUCCUAGAGCGAUUGCUGCUCCUCUUGUAGCUGUUAUUCAAAUGGUUUCAGAAGCAUCACGAAUCUCACAUAUUGAGCGAAAGAUUAAAACUAAUUUCUACCAAAGGUUUCGGCCUCUUGGUGAUGUGAUUAGCCUCGAAAACCAGUGGGGUGCUCUUUCCUCUGCAAUCCAGAAAUCUAAUAAAGGAGUUUUUCAAGAACCAGUUCAGUUACAAAGAUCAAAUUAUACUAUUUUUAACGUAACCAAAGUUGACGAAAUAAAACCCUACUUAGCACUCUUGUUGUUCGUAUCCACAAACUCCAUAACAAGCCUUGGACAAGAAAUUGUAAAGAGUUAUCUUUCCACUGAAAGCCUUGAUGGGAUGUGGCUUUGAUAGAUUACCUGUGCUCUCCUGCAGCAUACUCAUCGAUCGUAGCUCACGGUUUUAUAUAUAUGGCUUAAAUAAUGAGCAUGCAUCGAGCUACUGCAUGCCCAGCUUUUCUUUUCUGUGUAAAAUUUGCAGUUGAAGAGUUUUCUCAGUUCCCCAUCUUCUCACUGUGUAUGAUAAUGAAUCAAGUGGGGAAUAAAAACCAUCCUUCUUUACUAUAUAAAAAAUGUCACUAUCUUUAAGAGCAGCUGUGCAAAACAUCUGAGCCUGUAAUUCUCUUCCUUCUCUCUUGGGAAUUUCUGGAUUGAAAUGCCUGGAAAUUCCCUGCAGAGUUCUUUU
This is a messenger RNA of Manihot esculenta (cassava), 1257 nucleotides long. RefSeq names its product ribosome-inactivating protein gelonin. The transcript has a single exon. Gene Ontology annotation, molecular function: rRNA N-glycosylase activity. Gene Ontology annotation, biological process: negative regulation of translation. NCBI's taxonomy places the organism in Eukaryota, Viridiplantae, Streptophyta, Magnoliopsida, Malpighiales, Euphorbiaceae. The record is from RefSeq and is a predicted model, not a curated record. Bases 1 to 924 code for a protein of 307 amino acids.